GCAUAUACAUCACUUUCAUCCCCCAUCCUAUCCUCUCCCUCUCUUACCCCAAAACGAAACGAUAUAUAACUAACGGCCCAACAAACGCCGUCCGUUCCCUUUGCCAAAAGCCGUCAAACAUUUCCCCGUCCGGCGUUAUCAUCUGCCACGUAUCACAAACUUCGGCAAUAUAUAUUCCCCCCUCUCCCCCACUUCAUCACUCGAUCACACACUACUAGUUUUCUCAUUUUCACCGUCGCCGAUCUCUCAACCAAACAGCUCCCCGCUUCUUCCUCUUCAUCUCCAUCAAUGGCGAAGGAUCCCGUCCGCGUUCUCGUCACCGGAGCUGCAGGUCAAAUUGGGUAUGCUCUUGUUCCCAUGAUCGCUAGGGGAGUGAUGCUUGGCACCGACCAGCCGGUGAUCCUCCACAUGCUUGAUAUCCCACCGGCAGCUGAGGCACUGAAUGGUGUCAAGAUGGAGCUGGUUGAUGCUGCCUUCCCACUUCUUAAAGGUGUUGUUGCUACAACUGAUGUUGUGGAGGCCUGCACCGGAGUCAACAUUGCAGUCAUGGUUGGUGGUUUCCCCAGGAAGGAAGGUAUGGAGAGGAAGGAUGUGAUGACCAAGAACGUCUCCAUUUACAAGUCCCAGGCUUCUGCCCUUGAGAAGCAUGCUGCUGCUGGCUGCAAGGUUCUGGUUGUUGCUAACCCAGCAAACACUAAUGCUUUGAUCCUGAAGGAAUUCGCACCAUCUAUCCCUGAGAAGAACAUUACUUGCUUGACUAGGCUGGACCAUAACAGGGCACUUGGUCAGAUCUCGGAGAGACUGAGUGUUCCAGUUUGUGAUGUGAAGAAUGUGAUCAUUUGGGGGAAUCACUCAUCUAGUCAGUAUCCUGAUGUCAACCAUGCUACUGUUGCCACUCCAUCUGGUGAUAAGCCUGUCCGAGAGCUUGUCAAGCUGAAUGCUGAGUUCAUCACCACUGUCCAACAACGUGGUGCUGCAAUCAUCAAGGCUAGGAAGCUCUCGAGUGCUCUAUCUGCUGCCAGCUCAGCUUGUGACCACAUCCGUGACUGGGUUCUUGGAACCACUGAGGUUUGACAAAUGCUUUAAUUGAUCUCAUCGUUGAUAGGAUUCCCUGUUGAAUCAUAGUUUUGGUUUCCUAAAUCCUGCUUGGACGUGCCUGCAGGGUACGUGGGUUUCCAUGGGUGUGUACUCUGAUGGUUCAUACAAUGUCCCUGCUGGGCUCAUCUAUUCCUUCCCUGUUACAUGUCAGAAUGGGGAAUGGAAGAUUGUGCAGGGACUUCCAAUUGACGAAUUCUCGAGGAAGAAGCUGGAUCUGACCGCAGAGGAGUUGAGCGAGGAGAAGGCACUGGCUUACUCUUGCCUUAAUUAGGUGCUGUGCGUGAGUGCAGCUGCGAUGCCCCCUCCCCCAUUUUAAGUUUCUCUACAACUGCAGGGGCAUGGCUACUAUUUUUGAAUAAAAAGCCUCUUUCUCGUGGUGUUAAUGAAUGCAAAGCCCGGGGAUCCUGUGAUCUGCUUUAGACGUUUGCUUGAGGGAUGGUGCUCUUUCAUGUGUGAUGAGGAUAUCUUAGAUUUAUAAGUGAAGAUUUGAGACUAUGCAGAAACUGUUGUAUUCAGAAUUUUGAUUUGGCAGAUUAUAAUCUUCAACUGCUCCAACUAGUGUCCUGUUUUAGCCGAGUCCGGUUAUUUUGUGUGUGUUUGAUUUAACUAGGGCAUCCAGAUUUCCAUGUUCGUUCACUAGGCCUCCAGAUAAGGGCAGGUUGUGUGUAUGCAUGACAAAGGUCGCCCUCUUCAUGGUGGAUCAAAUUCUCUGGGCUCCUUGGCCCAAUACGAAUUUUGCAAAUGGUAGGACUCAUUGGUCAAAAUGCAUGCUAGGGGUUUAUGGAUGCUUGGCCCAAUACGAAUUCUGCCCUGGUUCAUUUGUCCAAAUGCAUGAUAGGUCCGCUAGGUUGGGUUCUCUUGCAUAUUGAUAUUGCAGUCAGUAUUUUACCGAAUUCUGUUGGAGGAUGCCCCAACUGGAUUGACUUUGGAUUUCAAAAAAGUCUGACCCAGUUCGAC
Molecule: messenger RNA, 2055 nt
Organism: Linum tenue
Lineage: Eukaryota; Viridiplantae; Streptophyta; Magnoliopsida; Malpighiales; Linaceae
Source: the annotation of a GenBank genome assembly